AUGAGUACCGAUCUUGUAUAUUGUCCUUUAUGCCCACGAAAAGCAUUUAAGAAUCAACAAGGCUAUCACAAGCAUCAAAAAGAUAUUCAUACUUCUAAAAUUAACAACAAAAAUUCUAAAGAUGAAUUAGUUAAUAACUCUUUAGAUGAAUUCAAGAAUAUAUUAAUCUAUACUAUUCAAAAACAAUUAAAAAAUAACAUAAAGAAUAUAGAAUUACAAUCUGUAAAAUUUCCAUAUUUGAAAAGUCAAUUUGUUGGAAUUUUUGGUAACUAUCUUACAAGAUAUUCUUCAAGUCAAAAGUGGUAUCAGUGUAUAUUUAAGGAAGAGAAUGCAAUAGAACUUGUUAGUCAAAUACUAGGAAGAACAAAUUGGAGUAUACGAAGUUACUUAUAUGGACAACAAACGAACAUUAUCCUUAUUUCAUCAGAUAGUACUAUUAAUAAAAUAAAAAAGGAUAAACAUAAAAAACAAAAACAAAUUGAGCUAUAUAUAGAAUGGAAACAAUGUAUAAUUAAAGAUGCUACAAAUCAAAUAUCUAUAAUAGGAUAUAUUACAAUGCAUUUUUUUAUAGAACAAAUUUAUUUUGGUUAA
Cetraspora pellucida is the source of this 591-nucleotide messenger RNA. NCBI's taxonomy places the organism in Eukaryota, Fungi, Glomeromycota, Glomeromycetes, Diversisporales, Gigasporaceae. The record is from the annotation of a GenBank genome assembly.